AUGACACCACCCCCGCCCAAACGCCAAAAGCGCGAUGAAUACCGCAAAGCUACAGCAGAGGCUGCCUCGCAACCCGGCUCCAGCGAUGUCGCGGAGAUCAAGCUGCCCAAGAAAAAGUACUAUCGCCAGCGGGCCCACGCAAAUCCAUUCUCGGACCACCAGCUGAAGUACCCCCUCAGCCCAGCGCAUAUGGACUGGUCAUCGCAUUACCCUACCUUUGUGGAUCCGGACCCCUCGCAUACCAAUCUCGCCGGUGCCCGGAACCUCCUGAAGGAUGUCGAGGUCGUGGAUAUCGGGUGUGGCUUUGGCGGGUUGCUCAUUGGCCUUGCGCCUCUGCUGCCAGAGUCGUUGAUAGUUGGCAUGGAGAUCCGCGUCUCGGUCCUUGAGUACGUGACAACGCGCAUCCAAGCCCUCCGGUCCCAGCAGCAUAAGCUCAGGGCUGCGACUGCGACUGCGACUGCGACUGCACCAACGCCAGAAAAUCCGUCUCAACAGCAAGCCCAACCAGAUGGGAAACCCGCAAAUGCAGGUGCAGAUGCAGCGUCACCCUCCCCCUCCACCGACACAGAGCACACCCCUACAACCCUCGUCCCCGGCAGCUACGAAAACAUCUCCGCAAUCCGCAGCAACACCAUGAAAUUCUUCCCCAAUUUCUUCUCCCGCCACCAACUCUCCAAGAUCUUCAUUUGCUUUCCAGACCCGCACUUCAAGGCCCGCAAGCACAAGGCCCGGAUCAUCUCCGAGACGCUGAACGCGGAGUACGCCUACACUCUGCGGCCCGGUGGACUCCUGUACACCAUUACCGAUGUGGAGGAGUAUCAUCAUUGGAUUCUGAGGCACUUUGGGGUGGAGGCAGGUGGUGAGGAGGGGAAUGGGGAGACAAGCGCGAGUGCGAAUGCUGGGGUUAAGGAACUCUUUGAGCGGGUUUCCGAGGAGGAGCUGGAGAAGGAUGAGUGUGUGCGGGUUAUGAAGGAGGCUACAGAGGAAGGGAAGAAGGUGGCUCGGAAUAAGGGAAAUAAGUAUGUGGCUGUCUUCCGGCGUAAGGCGGAUCCUGAAUGGCCUGCAUGA
This is a messenger RNA of Aspergillus thermomutatus, 1068 nucleotides long. RefSeq names its product tRNA (guanine46-N7)-methyltransferase (gene trm8). The record is from RefSeq and is a predicted model, not a curated record. Gene Ontology annotation, cellular component: tRNA methyltransferase complex. Gene Ontology annotation, molecular function: tRNA (guanine(46)-N7)-methyltransferase activity. NCBI's taxonomy places the organism in Eukaryota, Fungi, Ascomycota, Eurotiomycetes, Eurotiales, Aspergillaceae. The transcript is spliced from 3 exons. Gene Ontology annotation, biological process: tRNA methylation; RNA (guanine-N7)-methylation. The coding region runs from base 1 to 1068 and encodes 355 amino acids.